Messenger RNA from Melitaea cinxia (Glanville fritillary), 1193 nucleotides. Its product is annotated as ultraviolet-B receptor UVR8. NCBI's taxonomy places the organism in Eukaryota, Metazoa, Arthropoda, Insecta, Lepidoptera, Nymphalidae. Gene Ontology annotation, cellular component: nucleus; cytoplasm. The transcript is spliced from 3 exons. The coding region runs from base 1 to 1137 and encodes 378 amino acids. The record is from RefSeq and is a predicted model, not a curated record. Gene Ontology annotation, biological process: negative regulation of protein secretion.
AUGAAAUCCAUUGGUGAAAUUUGGACAUGGGGUGCUAACUCGCAUGGCCAAUUAGGUCUCGAUAUAACUAGUGAACAAAUAGAAAAGCCUACAAAAGUAGUAACCGAAUUUUCUGAUGCUAUUAAGCAUAUUGCUUGUGGUGGUGCCCAUUCUCUCUUAUUAGAUUGCCAGGGAAAACUUUUUUCAUGCGGUUGGAAUUCCAAAGGACAACUGGGGCAUAAAAAAGACAUAUAUACGUUUAGUCGUAUUUGGGAAUUGAGUGGGAUAAAUUUUAUAAAUAUAUCAUGCGGAUGGGACUUUAGUUGUGCUGUUACAGAUGAUAAUUUUUUAUUUGUCUGGGGCUCUAAUAGUCAUGGUCAGCUAGGUUUACCAAAAAAACAUUUUGGAGAUACCAUUGCACCAUUUAGACUUCAAGUAAAUGUCUGUUCCAUUUCAAUGGGGCUAAGGCAUACGGCAAUGAUUAACUCAAAAGGAGAGGUGUGGGCAACUGGUUGCGGCAGACAUGGUCAGCUUGGCUUGGGUGAAGAUAUCACUAGUUCAGAUAGAUUUCAAAGAAUACCUAAACUAACUAAAAUAUCACAUAUUGCUUGUGGACAAAAUCAUACUGUUGGGUGGAGUUCUGAGGAAAAAGCUUUGUAUGUUUGGGGUGAGAAUAAACAUGGUCAGUUGUUGCUCAAUUCUCAGGAAUAUAGAAAAAUAUUUGUACCACAAAAAAUUGAUAUUAAUGUAAAGAAAGAUGUUAAAAAGCUACUAAGUGGUUGGACUAAUGUCUUACUAUGGUUACAAGAUGGAUCAUUAUUGACAUGGGGAAGAAAUAAUAAAGCACAACUUGGGACAGGUGCCCCAUUUACUGGAAAGAUAAUUAAUAUAAAACUACCAGAUAAUAGAUACGUAGAAGAUGUUGCAUUGGGAUCUGAACAUACUAUAUGUUUGGCAACAGAUAAAACACUCUGGGCUUGGGGAUGGAAUGAACACGCAAAUACCGGGUUGCCCUGCACAGCAGAAGUUAUAAGUUGUCCCACUCAAGUCAAAAUUGAAACUAAUUCAACGAUAAAUUGGAUAUUUGCUGGAGGAGCUCACAACUUUGUUGUUACAGACAGUAAUAAAGAGAGUGGUUGUAAUGAUAUAGAUAAAUAGAUAGUAUAUAUGGAUAUGUAAAUAACACAAAUAAAAUAUUUGUACAUUUGAUUGGA